This is a messenger RNA of Carassius carassius (crucian carp), 1182 nucleotides long. Its product is annotated as cholesterol 25-hydroxylase-like protein. The transcript is spliced from 2 exons. The record is from RefSeq and is a predicted model, not a curated record. Lineage: Eukaryota; Metazoa; Chordata; Actinopteri; Cypriniformes; Cyprinidae. The coding region runs from base 111 to 914 and encodes 267 amino acids. Gene Ontology annotation, biological process: cholesterol metabolic process; sterol biosynthetic process. Gene Ontology annotation, molecular function: steroid hydroxylase activity; iron ion binding; C-4 methylsterol oxidase activity.
GUCAGAAUGAAAGUGAUCUUCACACCGUUUGCUCUAAAAGACAAAACUUUUGGAGGAUAAUCGCUGCUGCAGCUUCAUUCGCGGUUAUGUAGAAACAACAGUCCACAAGGAUGAUUGUUCUCUUCUCACUGAUUAUCGGAGGCGAUGCACUUCUUCAGUGGAUUUGGGACUUCAUAUAUGCGGAACGUCAUGUGCUCCUGUCACCCCACAUUAGCGUGUGCGCAGCUUUUAUAACUCACCUCAUCUUCUCUGCUCCCUUCAUGCUUCUCGACGUGUUCAGUCCAUACGUGGGAUGGCUUAAUAAGUACAGGAUAUGCCGUGAAGUCGUUGGCUUGCGUCAGUGGUUUCGAUGUGCUACUCUAAUUUUAAGGAAAUACAUUGUUGGCGUUUUACCGUUAACUGCAGUGUUUCUGUCGGUACGACGCACGCACUUCCCGGAGAGAGCACCGUCUUGUUUCCAUGCCUUCAGGGAAUGUGUCUCGUGCAUGCUGAUAUUCGAUACGCUCUUCUUCUUUUGUCAUUACACCAUUCACAAAAUUCCCUGGCUGUACCACAACGUCCACAACAUUCACCAUCAGCACAGGGAUACUUUUGCUCUGGCAGCUCAAGACUCCAGUAUUUCUGAACUGCUGUCUUUACAAACCCUUGCAUUUAUAAGUGCCAUGCUUGUGGGCUGCCACCCUUUUAGCGAAAUCCUUUUCCAUCUGGUUAACACCUGGAUGGCUGUGGAGGAUCACUGUGGAUAUGACUUUCCUUGGUCAAUGCAUCGGCUGUUGCCGUGCUUUGGCGGGGCACCGCACCACCUGGCCCAUCAUCAGCACUUUAAAGGGAACUUCGCCCCUUACUUCAGACACUGGGAUUACAUCUUUGGGACCUCGCUGCCAAUUUUAGUAAAUGAGAGAGGCCAUAGAUAGGAUGAACCCGGGUCAAUUGGGCCAUUACAGGACAGUGAGAAUGAGACUACUACAAGUGUCCCAUUGUGUCUAUGAUUUCACCCUAUAUGAAUUAUAAUAACCCAGUUUUUGCAAAGAGUUUUAAAAUUUCUUACUGGAUUAAACCCAGUUUACCCAGCCUGGGAACAUCAAGUUAAUUCUCUUUAUAAUAAUCAGAGAGCUUAGAUUCUUGGUCUGAUUUUGUACUCGGCCUAAACUGUAUAGAAAUCUUAUGUACAUACUGAAUACA